AUGGGACUACCCAAAGCGCUUUCGUGGCUCGACGCGCCGCGGUCAUUUGCGCAACUGGACGGUGACUCGCCGAUCGUCAUCUCGACGCUUCGCCGCGAGUGCCUGGCUGAGGCGUUUGCCACCUUUGUCCUCGUCGGAUUUGGAGCCGGCUCGGUCAUUCAGUCGACAAUCUCGGCCGGCGCACUCGGCAACUACACGCACGUCACGUUGACGUGGGGCAUCGCUGUCAUGCUUGGCAUCAACGUCGCCGGUGGCCGCAGCCGAGGCCACUUGAACCCAGCGUUCACCAUUGUGUAUUGUCUCUAUCACAGCACCGAGAUGUCGUGGCGAGCAGCGAUUUGCUACUGUGGUAGCCAGCUCGUGGGCGCAUUUCUGGGGUUCGCAGCCGUCUACAGCAUGUAUUACCGCGCUCUCCAGGCCUAUGACCCGCACCAGUCGCUUGAGACGUCGGGUCACCUCUUUGCUUCGUACCCGGCCGCGACCGAAACUCUCGCGUCUGCCUUCUUCGGUGAGGUCGUUUGCUCGGCGUUUUUCAUGGCAGGUGCGUUCGCCCUCGGCGAUGCGAGCAACCCGUACCGCUCAACGCCGCUCCUUCCAGUGUUGACCGGGACACUAGUCGUGGGCGUUGGCAUGGCGUUUGGUCUUACGACAGGGUAUGCGGUGAAUCCGGCCGUGGACUUUGGUGGUCGUCUCUUCUCGAGCCUGGCGGGCUGGGGCAUAGACGUCUUUUGUGCAUGUGACAACUACUGGUGGGUGCCGAUUCUGGCGCCACUCGUCGGUGGCUGGCUCGGCGCGGGUAGCUACCUCUUUUGCUCCGGAUCGCCGUCACCAGCGGUGUUGCCCGACCCUACGUCGUAG
Messenger RNA from Saprolegnia diclina VS20, 858 nucleotides. RefSeq lists its product as hypothetical. Bases 1 to 858 code for a protein of 285 amino acids. Gene Ontology annotation, cellular component: plasma membrane. Gene Ontology annotation, biological process: glycerol transmembrane transport. Lineage: Eukaryota; Oomycota; Saprolegniomycetes; Saprolegniales; Saprolegniaceae. The transcript is spliced from 3 exons. Gene Ontology annotation, molecular function: glycerol channel activity. The record is from RefSeq and is a predicted model, not a curated record.